UCGUAUUGCGCAUGCGUCAACAUUAUCCGCAUUCAAUCACACGUUUGUUACAAUUCGUCAUUCGGUGUCGUUGUUCGAGAUGAAAGUCUUACUGUUGUUAGCUAUCGCAUUGGCGACCGCUCACGGUGCUGCACUGAAGUCUGGUGCGUCUGGUGGUCUCCUGUGCGAAGCGUGUGAGCUUGGGGUGACCGAGCUGGACAAAAUUCUGAAGGAGAAUUCCACAGUCGCUCGCAUCAACAGUACGUUGAUAUCCAUUUGUAAGGACAUUCCCGAUGUGGCAGCUGAAUGUGAAGCAAUCGUCAUCAAAUAUCUUCCAAUUGCCCUAAACCUUUUGGCCUCCAUGUCUCCACAGGAUGUCUGCUCAUAUGUCGAUCUCUGCACAUCAAGCGUCUCUCAAAAUCGAGCAUCACUCGUGAAGAAACUGUCCGCCAAGUCUGGCAUACUAUGUGAGGCGUGUGAGUUUGGAAUCCAGGAGUUACAAAAACUGAUGAAUGACAGCUCCAUUCAGGAGAAGAUAGAAAACGGGCUCAAGGAAAUUUGCAAAGUUCUUCCAGAGAAAUUGCAAACUCAGUGUAACAGCCUGAUAGAGCAGUAUGUACCACAGGUGUUUUCGAUACUGGAAGAUCUCAGUGCUAGUCAGAUUUGUGGAUUCGUCUGUCUGUGCAAUAGUACGUCCCCAGUUAUCCUGAAAGGAAGAGCAUUUGCUGGAUAUUGGAAACUGCUACCCGCAUUCAAUCACACGUUUGUUACAAUUCGUCACUCGGUGUCGUUGUUCGAGAUGAAAGUCUUACUGUUGUUAGCUAUCACAUUGGCGACCGCUCACGGUGCUGCACUGAAGUCUGGUGCAUCUGGUGGUCUCCUGUGCGAAGCGUGUGAGCUUGGGGUGACCGAGCUGGACAAAAUUCUGAAGGAGAAUUCCACAGUCGCUCGCAUCAACAAUACGUUGAUAUCCAUUUGUAAGGACAUUCCCGAUGUGGCAGCUCAGUGUGAAGCAAUCAUCAUCAAAUAUCUUCCAAUUGCCCUAAACCUUUUGGCCUCCAUGUCUCCACAGGAUGUCUGCUCGUAUGUCGAUCUCUGCACAUCAAGCGUCUCUCAGAAUCGAGCAUCACACGUGAAGAAACUGUCCGCCAAGUCUGGCAUACUAUGUGAGGCGUGUGAGUUUGGAAUCCAGGAAUUACAAAAACUGAUGAAUGACAGCUCCAUUCAGGAGAAGAUAGAAGACGGAGUUGAGGAAAUUUGUAACAUUCUUCCAGGUGAUUUGAAAACUCAGUGUAACAGCCUGGUAGAACAGUAUCUACCACAGGUGUUUUCGAUGCUGGAAGAUCUCGAUGCUAGUCAGAUAUGUGCAUUUGCCGGUCUGUGCAGUAGUACGUCCGCAGAUAUCCUGAAAGCAAGAGCGUUUGCUGGACAUUGGAGAGUGUAAAGUCCCGGAUUAGGAGUCGGAAGUCAGACUGUCCACAAGGCGAUAUGAUUGUUUGAGCUAGUUGUUGUCUGUGUUUGUGUUACAGUAUGGAAACUGUCUCGUUUAGUGUUUGCAACAUAUGUCUAUUCUGUCGGCUGCCUAAUAAAUCAUUGAAAAGUAUACAA
Molecule: messenger RNA, 1587 nt
Organism: Corticium candelabrum
Lineage: Eukaryota; Metazoa; Porifera; Homoscleromorpha; Homosclerophorida; Plakinidae
Product: prosaposin-like
Exons: 4
Coding region: 80-1423 (447 amino acids)
Biological process (GO): sphingolipid metabolic process
Cellular component (GO): lysosome
Source: RefSeq, a predicted model, not a curated record